Messenger RNA from Cottoperca gobio, 1216 nucleotides. Its product is annotated as T-cell immunomodulatory protein-like. The coding region runs from base 126 to 770 and encodes 214 amino acids. Gene Ontology annotation, cellular component: plasma membrane. The transcript has 7 exons. The record is from RefSeq and is a predicted model, not a curated record. Lineage: Eukaryota; Metazoa; Chordata; Actinopteri; Perciformes; Bovichtidae.
AAUAUUUAUAUUUAAUGUAAUACGUCAUUUUAUUAACCAAAGCUGCUAUUUCACCCUGCCGUAAAGCUACGUGCCGUAUUACAGUCGUUGUUGUUGUGAGGAGCAACCCCUGUACUGGAAGAAGGAUGUGGAUAUUUCAAUGCAAUAUUUUGGCGUUUUUGUUACUUUUUGUGGGACAGUUCAACACAUUUGCUCUUCAGGAUGUAACGGCCGACCUUUUUGCUUCCGAAAAUUAUGGGACGUUGGCAGCGUUUGGAGAUUUUUACGCGGAUAAGCAGACAGACAUGUUCAUCAUCAGAGAGCAGUCUGAACUGGUCAUAUUCAUGGCUGACUCGAAAAUACCUUACUUCAAGCCCAAAGCUCACAUCACAAAGGACAUUUUCCGAAGGGACACCAUCAUCACCGGUGUGGUUCCUGGGGACUAUGAUGGAGACUCUCAGAUGGAUGUCCUCCUUACAACGCAGAUCCAGAACACCGAGCUGACAACUGUUUUCAUCUUCUGGGGGAACAACCAGACAUUAGAUAUGAGUGGGUGGCUCAGGCUGAACAAGACCUUUACAGAUCAACCUCUUGUUAUGGAUUUCAAUGGGGACAUGAUCCCAGACAUAUUUGGAACCACCAACGCUGACCUCACAGAAGUGUGCUACCUCACCAACAGGAUUCAAGUGUGGCGGAAUGGAGUGAAAUUAUCUGUCAACCUGCGCAGCCCUCACUCUAACUGCUUUCAUCGACCUCAACAAGGACUUCACCGCCGGCAGACCAUCCUCUGAAAUCUGCACACAAUUCCUAAAUGAAUCAUUGCAUAUCCAGCUUUGUGUGCCAUUGCCUUAUUAUAACUGAGACCUAAAUCCCUACCACCUUCUUUUAUUGUGUAGUUUAUUCCUCCAUUAUACAGUAGGCUUGCACUGUUUCCCUACAUGGAUCAAUAAGUGUUAUUAAUGUGAUACAAACAGUUGAAUUCCGGACGAGACGAGAAAUUAAAAUGGAAGAAAAAACCAUCGGUGCUGAAAAGGCAAAUCCUUCAGGGAGUCAGUCCCUUGAAAAGAGGCGUACUUCUGCAUAUGUAUGCCUUCGGCAUAAUAGGUAUUGAUUGUUAAGUUUCUGUAGUGGACGGUGUUGGAAAGCAACAAAGUACUUUUACUAACAUACAAUUUUGAGGUACUUCAACUUUACUUGAGUGUUUCUAUAAUUAAUGAAUAUAAAAUGAUGAGCUCAU